Megalobrama amblycephala (Wuchang bream) is the source of this 2478-nucleotide messenger RNA. RefSeq names its product LIM homeobox 3 (gene lhx3). The transcript has 6 exons. Gene Ontology annotation, biological process: neuron differentiation; regulation of transcription by RNA polymerase II. Bases 324 to 1511 code for a protein of 395 amino acids. Lineage: Eukaryota; Metazoa; Chordata; Actinopteri; Cypriniformes; Xenocyprididae. The record is from RefSeq and is a predicted model, not a curated record. Gene Ontology annotation, molecular function: RNA polymerase II transcription regulatory region sequence-specific DNA binding; DNA-binding transcription factor activity, RNA polymerase II-specific. Gene Ontology annotation, cellular component: nucleus.
UUCACGCCUCCAGGAACUCCUUCAGCACCGCGGACAGAGACACAUAAACACACACACACACACACACGCGCAGAGCUCCGGCGCUUUGUGAUGCUAAACAACUGCAGGUCAUCAGGAUUCCUCCUCCUCAGACCUCCAGAACAACACAACGAUCCAGUCGAGACAUUUGAAAAGUUGUAGAGCAAACAGAAACACCGAGGAACCGUGUCGUUUUCUAUGCAUUAUUUUGCUGGGCAUUUUGAUCGCGCAUUCCCCCUCUCCUUUCAUUCAAGUAUAUUUUUUUGUUUUCCUUCAUCAUAAUUAUUUAGUGUAUUUGUGCCAGAAUGUUGUUAGAACAUCCAGGAUCAAGUUGUCAAAAUGCAGGAAAUUACACCAGAUACAGCUCGAGUCAAGAUAUCCCUGUUUGCGCGGGCUGUAAUCAGCACAUCGUGGAUCGCUUCAUCCUGAAGGUUCUGGAUCGACACUGGCACAGCAAGUGCCUGAAAUGCAGCGACUGUCAGUCUCAGCUGGCCGAGAAAUGCUUCAGCCGGGGCGACAGCGUCUACUGCAAAGACGACUUCUUCAAGAGGUUCGGCACCAAGUGCGCGGCGUGUCAGCAGGGUAUCCCGCCGACACAGGUGGUCCGGAGGGCGCAGGACUUCGUGUAUCACCUGCACUGCUUCGCCUGUAUCGUGUGUAAGAGGCAGCUGGCCACAGGUGACGAGUAUUACCUGAUGGAGGACAGUCGACUGGUGUGUAAAGCCGAUUACGAGACCGCCAAACAGAGAGAGGCGGAUUCGACUGCAAAACGACCCCGCACAACAAUCACCGCCAAACAGCUGGAGACGCUGAAGAACGCGUACAAUAACUCGCCGAAACCCGCGCGACACGUGCGCGAGCAGCUGUCAUCAGAGACCGGCCUUGACAUGCGGGUGGUGCAGGUCUGGUUUCAAAACAGAAGAGCGAAGGAGAAAAGACUGAAAAAAGACGCGGGCAGACAGAGAUGGGGUCAGUAUUUCAGAAACAUGAAGAGGUCGCGCGGCAGCUCCAAAUCAGAUAAAGACAGCACUCAGGAGGAGGGCAUGGACAGCGACGCUGAAGUCUCCUUCACAGACGAGCCGCCCAUGUCUGACCUGGGUCACUCCAACGGCAUUUACAGCAGUCUGAGCGAAAGUUCUCCGGCUCUGAGUCGUCAGGGCGGAGGUCAUCCGCCGUUCCCCCUGGAACACGGCGCCAUCAUCCCCUCGCAGGAGCAGUACCACGACAUCCAGGCCAGCAGCCCCUACAGCCUUCCGCAGUCUCCAGGUUCGCUACAGGCUCUUCCCAGACACCAGCCCCUCAUCUCCAGCCUCGUCUACCCAGAGUCCGGCCUGCCCAUGGUGGCUCAGAGCGGAGGCCAGAACAUGACUCGAAUGAUGGCCGGGGGAAACGGGCCGAGCUCUGAUUUGUCCACGGGGAGCAGCGGUGGGUAUCCGGACUUCCCCGCCAGCCCGGCGUCCUGGUUGGAUGAGGUGGAUCAUGCCCAAUUCUGAUGCACAUUUGGGAAGAGACUCUUGUAUAGACAGUGGCGGGGAACUGGAAUUACUCAGUGGAUGGCUGAACCUUGAAUCUUCUCUAUUUUUCCGUAGAGUUGAACAUUUGGAAAUUGGUUAGCGAUGGAUCCAAGACUUGAGUCUCGCCAAGGACUUCUGUUUGGUUCUACAAGGACACGACAUUGUGAGGAGCUUUUACCACACUAAAGGCCCGUUCACAUAAAGAUACAGUUCUAAAAAAUUGUUCUAAAUAUAUAAGAAUAGGCGAGUCCAACUGUAACGAUAACGGCACAGUGAAACGAUAUUGUUGGAAUCACUUUCAGAGCGAUUUUUUUCAGCUGAUGAAUCAUAAGAACACUGACAGCAAAUCAGAAUCAAUCUUGCUUUUAAGAGCUCGAGCAUUUAAAGCGACAGAACGAAUGUGGACGCUAAUAUUGGUGUGAACAGGCCUUUAGACCAUAACUUUUAAUUAUACAACGUUUUAUUUUUUAUUAUCUUAUCUCCAAAUGAGAAUUAUGGUAGACCAAGAUGCUCGUCAGAUGAAAUUUCCACCAGUCAUCAUCCAUCAUUGCUGUUACCGAUGUGUAUAAAUGUGAUAUCACCAGUUUUGGUCAUUGCCAAAUGUCUAUGUACAUUAUAUAACAUUUUAUCAAUGUGGAGUCUUUAUUUUUAUACAACCCCCUUGGACAAUACGAUCACAGAGACAUUAGGACUUUGUAUGUUACACAACAGGGAUAGACAAGUUGUAGUUGUUGUCUCUUUCUAAUUAGUAGGAGUACCUCUAUGCAUUUGUGUGUUUUCAGACGUGUCUCGUUCAUUUCACUCUGUUGGAAACGUUUGGCCUCUAUGUGUUAUAUAUGUGGAAAAAAUGUUUUAUGUCUUAUUUAUUCUCUCUGAUGAUGGUUAAGUGGUUUAAUAAAUUUGUCAGUGAAAUCCUCAAGCAGCCAUCGCUUCCUGGCAGAGAUAU